ACUCUUUAGCUAGUAGCCAGUAGCUGACUCUGAAACAGAUAACGCGCCGAAUGAAAACCCAAAGCCCGUAUUGAACUGACUGUGGAUCAGUUGUCGGGCAAACUUUUGCACUUUGACUGAAGGAAGAGUUGACGUGAAAUUGGACCUAAAAUGUCUGAAGCUACCGCCCCCCCAAACCCCCAUCUGCACUUUGCCCCAGACCGUGGAGAUCUUGUGGACGAAGAGGAGAAGGUCCGCUUGGUUCCGAUUCAUCAGCGACCGGACCUGCUGGUCCCCUGCGCCGACCUGGUUAACUCGGAGUGGGCGAGAAGCCAGGCCGCCCGGGUCCACUCCCUCCAGAAGUCCUGCUCGGAGUUCCCCGUCUGCCUGGUCCUUCUGCAGGGCCACGAGAGGCUGCUGGGACACGCCCGGCUGUCCCGGGUCGUGGGUCACGGCGGCAGCUUGUUCGUCGAGUCUGUGGUGGUCUCCAAGGAGGAGCGGGGGAAGGGCUACGGCCGGGUUCUGAUGGAGGAGACGGAGCGCUACGCCAGGCGCAGAGGCUUCAAGCGUCUGUGUCUGACCACCCACGACAAGCAGCACUUCUACGCGCACCUCGGCUACGUGCUGUCCACGCCGGUGCAGAACACGGGCCCCGUGAUGGCGCUGGUUCCCAUGGCGAUGCUCAUGAGGCUCUCCAGAGUCCCCGCUGAUGAAGAAUCACUAAGCACCAAAGAUGAAGCAUCGAAAGAGCGCUCAGGAGGGUCGACGCCCCCUUCAACACUUCCUCCUCCUCCACUUCCUCCUCCAUCUACCCCUCCUCCUCCUCCUCCAUCUACCCCUCAUCCUCCUUCUCCUCCAUCUACCCCUCAUCCUCCUCCACCUCCUCCUCCAAAAUGUGGAGAGCAGAUUGUAGUUCAGACUUUGACUGAAACCCCCUACAGAGACGCCAGAGGGACUCCCAUCUUUUGGAUGCACAAAGACAUUUGAGCAUUUUUACAGACUCCGCCUCCAUCCAAAAAAGAGAAAAACAGGAAGACUAUCGGCGUGCAGACACCACCCUCAUCCGCAAAUCCCUCCAUCCCUGUGGGUGAUGCACACAUCCACCACAGAAAAAAGGACGACAACCAAGAAAUGUUUUGAUAAAUGCCGACACAAAGUUUAAAAUCAAGCACAGAGUUGGACAAGCAACUGAAAGAAAUCUUUAUAUUCAAGAGAAGACGAACGACUGCUGGACAAUCGUGAGCUGCACUCGCAGGUGAAGAACAUCUUAGAGGGACUUCUGAGUACCUAUAAGGGAAUUUAAAUGUGCUCAAAUUAAGAAAAAGUUGUAAAAUGUUUGUGCGUACACUGAGGUACGGUGUACCUCCAAUUUCAACACAAGAAGCUUCUCUUUUUUUUUUCUUUGUGGCUCAGCCAUUUGCAGAAGCUUCAACCCAUUUCUGAAAACUCAGCUUCCUCUUUCUACUCAUGUAACAGAACUUUAAGAAGAGUUUUUACCUCUUUCUGUCCGUCUGGACCAAGUUUCAAUUUUGCCUCAUCAUUUUCUCUGGAACUGACACAAAAACCCACAGCUCUAAUAAUCUUAGAUGUUUCUCGGCCGAUUAAAUCAGUUUAUAUCAUCGUCACAUGUUCUGUUGAUGUUGAAGCAUGUUUUAUUUCCAGCUUUACACAUUAAAGUCCCAUCAGUUGUCUCACA
This is a messenger RNA of Oryzias melastigma (Indian medaka), 1675 nucleotides long. It is a transcript of the gene naa80, whose product is annotated as N-alpha-acetyltransferase 80, NatH catalytic subunit. The transcript has 2 exons. Gene Ontology annotation, biological process: protein acetylation. NCBI's taxonomy places the organism in Eukaryota, Metazoa, Chordata, Actinopteri, Beloniformes, Adrianichthyidae. Gene Ontology annotation, cellular component: cytoplasm. The record is from RefSeq and is a predicted model, not a curated record. Gene Ontology annotation, molecular function: acetyl-CoA binding; N-acetyltransferase activity. The coding region runs from base 151 to 966 and encodes 271 amino acids.